Molecule: messenger RNA, 753 nt
Organism: Toxorhynchites rutilus septentrionalis
Lineage: Eukaryota; Metazoa; Arthropoda; Insecta; Diptera; Culicidae
Exons: 2
Coding region: 287-607 (106 amino acids)
Source: RefSeq, a predicted model, not a curated record
UGUUAAAUCAUUAAAUUCUAAAUAAAUUUUUAUGAAAGAAAUUGAUUAUAACUUAUUGGUUUUUCAACUAAUUCAAAACAUUGCGGGAAUCGAAAAAUAACGUAUUUGUUAACAUUUCAAAUGAAUGUAGUGCAGAUGAAACGUUGACGAAAAACGCGAGUCUUCCAUAUCCAAUGCGACGGCGCAAAAUCUGAAGAGUGCCAAAUAUUUAUAAGACAUAAAAUCAAUAUUUGCAGCAUCCGAUAAGAUACCAUAAGAAACAUAGACACACUAGAAAUCAACGAAGAUGUCUUCGCCGAAACAGAAAACAACAUCCGGUGCUAGAGAUGAAGAUCUCAAUUCGGAAUCGGUGGAAGUUCUUCGUGAACGACUGAACCAAAUGAAGCGCUUGAUUGCGGAACGGCAAAAUCAAAACAGCAGCGGCAGCGCAUCGGAUCUUUGGUCGCCACAAACCCGAUCUAGUUGCAGUGGUAUCAUCGAUGGCAACUUUCUUUCCAUGGCCUUCGGGGGAGCGCUGGUAGUGAUACUGUCGGUUUCGGUCUACGCGUUCUACAACCUGUACCACGCAGUGCUAAAAAAAUUCCCCUCGCAGCACACUGAGCUGUGAACGAAGAAUUUUCGCCGGAUACUGUCUUUGUGCCAAAUAUUUGGGAACCCCCUGUAGAAGUAGUGAAUUUUAUGCGUUUAACUUUAUACUAUUCACAAAUGGUAUAUUCUCAUUAUCGACUAUCAUCUCUCCCAAAAUUGAAUAAA